Molecule: messenger RNA, 3133 nt
Organism: Oryctolagus cuniculus (rabbit)
Lineage: Eukaryota; Metazoa; Chordata; Mammalia; Lagomorpha; Leporidae
Gene: RDH11
Product: retinol dehydrogenase 11
Source: RefSeq, a predicted model, not a curated record
GCCUGGUCACCAUGGGGGAAACUGACCCGGGGACUGGACAUGGGCCCCGGGGAGAGAGAGAACAGGGAAGAUUUCACAAGACCCGCUGGUGGCCUGGGGCUGUGGGAGAGUUGGCUGGAUGACUCCACAGCCCCCAGACCCUGGUCCGGAGCUUGGUCGGGCGCCAUUCGCUUCUCACGAGGCUCUCCCCGGAGGCUGGCGGUCGCCGGCCAAGCCCGGGACUACAUUUCCCAGAGGGCAUCGCUCGGGGCCGUGGCUAUUUGCAUAGGGGCGUGGCCGGGCUGGGAAGCCAUAGUCCGCGGCGCUCGCCAGGGCUUCAGCUUGCUGCAGCCGCUGCCGGCAGAGAUGGUCGCGCUCCUGUUGCUGCUCCUCCUUGUCCCCUUGCUCCUGUUCUUGGCGGCGCCCCAUAUCAGAAAAAUGCUAUCCAGUGGGGUGUGUACGUCAACUGUCCAGCUUCCCGGGAAGGUGGUGGUGGUCACCGGAGCUAACACAGGCAUCGGCAAGGAGACAGCCAAGGAGCUGGCUCAAAGAGGAGCCCGCGUGUACAUAGCUUGCCGGGAUGUGCAGAAGGGGGAAUUGGUGGCCAGAGAAAUCCAGAGCAGCACAGGGAACCAACAGGUGCUGGUGCGGAAACUGGACCUGGCCGACACCAAGUCUAUCCGGGCCUUUGCUGAGGACUUCUCGGCAGAAGAGAAGCACCUCCACAUUUUGAUCAACAAUGCAGGAGUGAUGAUGUGUCCCUACUCCAAGACAGCAGACGGCUUUGAGAUGCACAUGGGCGUCAACCACUUGGGUCACUUCCUCCUGACCCAUCUGCUGUUAGCAAAGCUAAAGGAAUCAGCCCCAUCAAGGGUCAUAAAUGUGUCUUCCCUGGCACAUCACCUGGGAAGGAUCUACUUCCAUAACCUGCAGGGCGAGAAGUUCUACAACGCGGGUCUGGCCUACUGCCACAGCAAGUUGGCCAACAUUCUCUUCACCCGGGAGCUGGCCCGGAGGCUGAAAGGCUCUGGCGUGACGGCGUAUUCUGUGCACCCUGGCACGGUCAACUCGGAGCUGAUUCGGCACUCGGCUCUCAUGAGAUGGAUGUGGCGGCUUUUCUCCUUCUUCAUCAAGACUCCCCAGCAGGGGGCGCAGACCAGCCUGUACUGCGCCUUGACCGAAGGGCUGGAGAGUCUCAGUGGGAACCAUUUCAGCGACUGCCAUCUGGCAUGGGUCUCUGCCCAGGCUCGAAACGAGACGAUAGGAAGGCGGCUGUGGGAUGUCAGCUGUGACCUGCUGGGCCUCCCCACGGACUGACAGGUAGGGCAUUUGGACCCAAAAGAAGACUGCGGGCGACUGUGCAGUACUCCCUGCCAAAAUGAUUCUCCUUCAAGGUGACCAAGGGCUUGAACACGGAGAGAACAAAGCUUUUCCAGCCUUCCCUGCUUGGUGUCCGGUUACACCCCAUCCACUGCCGCAUUUGCCUAAACACCUUUCAUGGCCUGGACUGGCUCGACUAGCAGAGUUGCUGGCUGUAUCACAGGACGUGAGGACCCUUACAUGACCUGCACUGGAGCUGCUCCUACCCCGGGGAAGCUAAGCUACUUGUUUUUUUACCCUGCUCACUCACAACGUCCUUCCUCCCAUUCCAACCAAUCCCCGCGCAGAGAGGGCCACGCCAAAGCCUCUGCCCAACACCAUGGCCGCAGUGCCGUGUGCAGAGUGCGGCUUGUCCCUCCUCUUGUCACCUGUCAGGGCGCCAGCAUCUGGAUUCUUGGAGGACUGUGGCACGACCUUGUCUGUGACAGCCCAAAGCCUGUGCCAUUAGAGGACCCUUCCCCGUCUGGACUGCAGAGGGGCUUCCUCUGCUAAGACGUGUAUGGGGCUUGGGAAGGCAGAAAUAAAAAAAAAAAAAUCCAGCUCAAGCUCAUUUUCCUGCUGUUUCUCAAAUCAGUUCAGAGGCAAUGAACUCUGAGAAGGCAGGCCACUUCCAAGGCUGCUGCAGGCCCACAGAGGCCUCCCUUUCGUGCCGUAGUUUCUCUUAGAAGACCAGACAAAGAAAGGACAGGCUUUUCUGGGCACUGUCAUUGUGUGUAUCUUUUGCAUGUUUCCUUGUGUUUUUACCUAAUUGGUAGUGUUUGCAGGAAAUUCAAACUGCCACAAAGGAAUAGCAUGAAAGCAGGUAAAUGAUCAGGGAUGGAGCAAACCAGUCUUUGAUGUCAGUGGAUGGAGCCGCAGAGGGAGGCAGACUCCGUGCUCACAGAUGUUGGUGACCACUCACCAAGAAGCGCAUGCCCUGUGGGGAGGACAUCCCCAAACCCGCAUCUAGGGAAUAAUGCAUGAAAUGCAGGGGUCGGGUAAGGACUGAAAUGAAUGGAAGGCAGACAGAAUUGAGGUGAGCACCGGAGCUGGCAGGACUGAUGAGGCACUGUGUUAAAGACACCAGUCCAUCAGUGUGGUAUCUUAAAGCCUCCAACUGGUAAUUCCAGCCGGUCUAACAGCCUUCCAGGGCAUUUCCUUAUGGUAUCUGGACAAGAUUUAAAUGAUUAUGUGCUUACAUCCUGUGGGUACCAGUUCACGUCCCAGCUGCUCCACUUCCAAUCCAGCUCCCUGCUAUGGCCCGGGAGAGCAGCGGAGGAUGGUCCUAGUGCUUGGACCUCUGUACCCAUGUGGGAAACCUGGAGGAGGCUGCUGGCUCCUAGCUUUGGCCUGGCUCAGCCCUGGCCAUUGGGGCCAUUUGGGGAGUGAACCAGUGGAUGGAAGACCUCUCUCUCUUUCUCUCUCUCUGUAUCUCUGCCUUUCAAAUAAAUAAAUAUUUUUUAGAAUAAUACUGCUCAAGGAAGUCUAAAGAAUUGGUGACAUUGCCAUCUCCUGUUUGCAGUAUGUUAUUCUAACAGAGUUUGUGAUUUUCUUGGACUGAGAAUUUUAACUUUGGUAGGGCAGAGUCCUAAGACUACCGUCUUCACUUCUGUCUGUAAGUAAAUAUAAAUCUUCGGUUGCACUUGUUUUGACCGCUAAACUUGUAAAUAUUUAGAAAUGGUCAUUUUAUAGGAAAAUUGGCAAACUUUUGAUAAUACGGUAGAACAGAUGAAUUAAUAUUUUACUUAAUUUAUAUUGAACAUGCAAUAACAAAUAAAAAUCUUUUUCAGUUGUU